Molecule: messenger RNA, 664 nt
Organism: Anoplopoma fimbria (sablefish)
Lineage: Eukaryota; Metazoa; Chordata; Actinopteri; Perciformes; Anoplopomatidae
Product: GTPase IMAP family member 9-like
Exons: 2
Molecular function (GO): GTP binding
Source: RefSeq, a predicted model, not a curated record
ACUUCAGCUGCAGUAUCUACUCAUCUCUCUUUAACUUAAUCAUGGACACCCACUUUUACAACCCAAACAUGGCCAGCAACUUAGGAUGCAGCAGAAAAAAUGAGGGAGCUUGAGGAUAGUGAUGAUGGGGAAGACUGGUAUUGGGAAGAGUGCCAGUGGAAACAACAUUCUGGGACGACAGUGCUUUGAAUCAAAGUUCAGUGCCAAGUCUAUGACUGUAGAUUGUUCCAAGGGCAAAAGUGAGGUGAAUGGGCAACGGGUUGCUGUGAUCGACACCCCGGGCCUGUUUGACACCAGGUUUGGCAUGGAUAAAACUACUAAAGAUCUCUGCCAGUGCAUCUCUUACGCUGCUCCUGGACCCCAUGUGUUCCUGGUGGUCAUCAGGCUGGGCAGAUACACUGAAGAGGAAAAGCAGACAGUGCAAAGAAUUCAAGAAAUCUUUGGCCAGGCUGCAGACAGAUACAGCAUGGUCCUCUUUACUCAUGGUGACCUUCUUGAAGGCACAACUAUUGAGGAAUUCUGGGCGGACAGCCCGGACCUGCAGGAACUUGUGGACAGAUGUAAUGGCCAGUACCAUGUCUUCAAUAAUAAGCUGAAGGAUCGCUCUCAGGUCACUGAGCUGCUCCAGAAGAUCAGAGAUGUUGUCCAGAAGAACGGAGGAAGC